Messenger RNA from Amaranthus tricolor (Joseph's coat), 2900 nucleotides. RefSeq lists its product as uncharacterized. The coding region runs from base 500 to 2425 and encodes 641 amino acids. The record is from RefSeq and is a predicted model, not a curated record. The transcript is spliced from 2 exons. Lineage: Eukaryota; Viridiplantae; Streptophyta; Magnoliopsida; Caryophyllales; Amaranthaceae.
AUUGCUCUAAUAUGAAUUUGUUGCUACUCCCACCAUCUUUUAACAUCUUUCUUCUCCAUGGCUCCACCUCUCCCCUUCAAAAUUUAAUAGAAACAAGUUGUAUAAUGUUUAGUCUCCCACACCCACAAUAAUUCAUUGAAUCCCUCAUUAAAUUUUUGUUAUUGACUAUCAUUCUCAUAAACCAAGCCCUUUAUUUUAAAAUACUUCUUAAUAAUCUCUCAUCUCUUUUUUUCACAUCAAAAUUCAUCCCUUUUACUUUUGUCACCCCUCCACCCCAUUCAAACAACAAAAAAUCUCAAUCAACCCAUUUUUUUAAAAAAUAAUAUUUUUAUCAUUCAAUCAUUAAAAAAAAUUAAUCUUUUCCAUCAUUGACUCAACCUCCCUCAUCAAAUCCAAUCUUAUUCAAUUUCUUAAUUAAUCGAUCCUCAUUUUCCCUCAAAUCAAUUUCCACAAAUUAUUAAAUUUUUUCUUCAAUACAUCAUUUCUAUCUCUAUAAUUCAUGGAAUUAGUUCCAUAUUCUGACCCAAAUAACCCAUCAACAUCCUCUACACCACCUUGGCAAGACAUGUUCCGUUCCGCUUCCCUCCGCAAACCCACCUCUAAACCACCCUCCAACGCGGCGCGUGAAUCAAACGCGCCCCCACCGUCAUCUCUUUCCGAUGACCCACAAGUCAAAUUAGCCUUAUACAUAGCAAUGGCACACGCCUUCCUUCUUUUCUCUCUCCUCAUCCUGUAUGGCGUUUUCCGCCUUCUAGAAGGUUACCUUCGUCCUCUGCAAUGGGCUAUCCUUUGUUCAAUCCCUUUACGUGGGAUUCAACAAACUUUAGUUUUAUUCUGGAAAGACCCUUUAGAAAAGGGUCUAACCGAAACCAUUUUAGCUGUACCCAUUGCAAUUUUCCGGGUUUUUAUUGGUACCCUUUCAGAAAUCCGGGAAAUGGUGCUCAGGGUUGUUUUCAAGAAAAAGGGUUCGGGCGGGCACCCAAAACAACGUAAUAAAAGAAGUGGGUUUUCAAAAUGGUUAAGAUGGUUGUUGUCAUUUAACAUAUUUGUGCUUGUUUAUGAACGUUUUGGUCUUUUUGGGGCCAUUGGGGUUUUGGUUAUUGGUUUAUUGAUCAGUGUUACAAGUGUAAGUAUGGAUGCUGUUUCUAAUUUUAAGAAUCAUAGUUUUAGAAAUCGUAAAGUUAGUACAUUUUUUACUUGUGGGAUUGUAAAAAGAUUGGAAACCAUUGUUGCAAUUGGGUUGAUUUUUGUUAUGAUUGUUGGGUUUUUAGCUUGUGUUAUAUUUUUCUCUUAUAAGAUUGGUGUAGAAGGGAGGGAUGCAGUAUUUGGGUUGAAAUCACAUGUUGAAGAAAGUAAUUAUGCAGAGAAAAUUGGGAUUAAGAAAUGGAUAGAUGAGAAUGAUGUACCAGGGAUGGUUGAUAGGUAUACAACUAAAUUUUAUGAGACGGUUUCGGAUCAAAUUGAUGGGUUAGCAACGCAGUAUAAUAUGACUGAAUUUGUUACUGGUUUUAAGCAUUUUGUGAUUAAGCCUGUUAAUUCAUCGGAGCGUUCGACUGACUUAAUGUCACCAUCUCCGUACACUAAUAAGCUGAUAAGUUUAAGGAGAAAGUUUAAGGAGAGUGAAUGGUGGGAUAUUUACACUGAGCUUGAUUCUAUUGCUAAAGAGAUUAUUUCAAGUCGUGUCGAUUUGGUCGAUAAGUUAAAAGGGUUUGCAGUACAAGGACUCGAUGUUGCACAACGCGUGUUUUCGAGUGGUAAAUCUGUACUCGGUGGAGGUGCUAAGUUUAUGUUUACCAUUGUUGGAUCAAUUCUAUCUGGGGCUGCUGGUUUUAUCAAUUUCAUUUCACAAUCAAUGGUAUUCUUUUGGGUUUUGUAUUACCUUAUAACCUCAGAUUCUGGGGGUGUUACCGAGCAAGUUAUGCAAUUGCUUCCUGUAUCGAACACAACAAGAACUCGAUGUGUAGAAGUUCUCGAUAAGGCGAUUUCUGGGGUUAUGCUCGCGACUGCUGAGAUCGCUUUCGUUCAGGGUUGUUUAACUUGGCUUUUGUUUAGAUUAUUCUCUAUUCAUUUCUUGUAUAUGUCUACAUUACUUGCAUUCAUUACGCCAUUGUUGCCCCUUUUCCCAACUUUUGUAGCAACGAUCCCUGCUGCCGUGCAGCUUAUUUUAGAGGGUAAACUCGUACUGGCGAUUUGUUUAUUUGUCAUUCAUCUCGGGCUCUUGGAGUAUGGGGCGUCUGAGAUCCUAGAGGAUAUACCGGGCCAUAGUCCAUAUCUUACCGGGCUUAGCAUUAUCGGUGGAAUGACAUUGUUCCCUUCUGCUGUUGAGGGUGCUAUAAUGGGGCCUUUAAUAACGACUGUUGUGAUUGCUUUGAAGGACUUAUAUGCCGAAUUUGUGCUAAACGAACCUAAGGAAAAGAACGAGUAGAAAUCAAAUCGUAUUUGUGCUGAAUUUGCUCGAUUCUGAUUGUGAACAAUGGAUCUGUUCGCGAGGUUUAUCCUGCGACAGACAUGAUUCUGUUGAGCAAAGUUCUAUUGGUUUUGGUAGAUUGUUUGAAAGGCAUAUAAAAUUAUUAUUCAUUUUUGUUGUGAUUGAUGUAAUUGCAUCUGUAAAUUAGUGUUGUUUAUAAACCAUUUUCUGUACUGGGCAGCUUGAGUGAAAAUCAUUUAUAAUUUAUCAUUUAUAAUUUGUCAUAUAUCGUUUUUAAUUAUAAAUUGAAAGUUAUGAGAGAAAUGGUUUUUUUACAUAUAAACAGACUGCAAAUAGUGGGAAACUAAAUUUCUUAUAAUUAAUCAUUUAUAAUAAAUAAUAAUAGUUUGUGUAUUUAGCAAAUGAAAUGAAUUAGUAAAGUGCACUCAAGAGUGCUUCAAUCUUGCCGAUGAAUCUUCUAAAGUCAAUUUGA